Molecule: messenger RNA, 430 nt
Organism: Rotaria sp. Silwood2
Lineage: Eukaryota; Metazoa; Rotifera; Eurotatoria; Philodinida; Philodinidae
Source: the annotation of a GenBank genome assembly
UCUAUCAUUGAUUGUUAAUAUUAAUUAAAUAAUUAAAAAAAAAAACUUCUUUGUUGAUAAAUUUUCUAUAUAGAUUAUAUAUAUAUAUUAAGUGAAAUUUACAUAGAAAUAGUGUUGACUAAUGAAAAUAAUAUUAUAAUUAACAUGAAUAGUUGACAUAAAUAUGAAUUUAACAUAUAAAAAUGAUGAUAAAACGAAAAAGAAAAAGAAAAAGAAAAAGAAAAAGAAAAAGAAAAAAUUCAUGAUAAAUAUUUUAGGUGGAUAUAUGGUCACUUGGUAUAACAUCAAUUGAAUUAGCAAAAGGUGAACCACCUAAUUCAGAUUUACAUCCAAUGCGUGUUUUAUUACAAAUUCCAAAAAAUCCUCCACCACAAUUACCUGCAAAAGAUUAUUCCGAUGCUUUUAGAGAAUUUGUUGAAGCUUGUUUACA